AUGACUACCGACUUCAACCACGGCGGGCAGAUGAUCGAGUACAUCCAAGACCGACUAUACCUUGCAUCCUAUGAUUCUGCGCCCAGCUCCAGAACUCCGUUUCCCUUCCAUCUGGACGCACCAAAAUCACCAAGCAAGCGAGCACGUGCCCAGCCCGCCACUCCAAGCAAGCGCCGCUCUCCCGUGUACUUCACCAUUGAUGACACUCUUCUUUACAAUGCCUUCCACGCUGAUUUCGGCCCACUCCACAUUGGUCACCUCUACCGCUUCGCCGUGCUUUUCCAUGAGAUUCUUGGUGAUCCAGCCAACAGCGACCGUCCGGUAGUCUUCUAUAGCAAGACUGAUGCCCGGAGUCGCGCCAAUGCGGCCUGCCUUGUUGCAUGCUAUAUGGUCAUGAUUCAAUCCUGGCCACCCCAUUUGGCUCUAGCACCAAUCGCACAGGCAGACCCUCCUUACAUGCCUUUCCGCGAUGCUGGAUACAGCCAGGCAGAUUUCAUUUUGAACAUUCAAGAUGUUGUGUACGGAGUGUGGAAGGCGAAGGAGCAGUCUCUUUGCGGACUUCGCGACUUCAAUCUCGAGGAGUACGAGAAGUUCGAGCGAGUCGACAUGGGUGACUUCAACUGGGUUACGCCGGAUUUCCUUGCCUUUGCAUCUCCUCAGCAGCAGCCCGUCGAACCAAUUCCGGUCAACACCCCUGAAUAUAACGCAUUGCCUGCAACAAUUUCGGAAAUCUCUUCCUCAAAGCUUCCAAUGCCGUUCAAGAAUGUUCUCACCCACUUCCACCAGCGCAACAUCGGUCUUGUUGUACGACUUAACUCGGAGCUCUACUGCCCCUCUUACUUCACCGCAAUGGGGAUCUCUCAUAUUGAUAUGAUAUUCGAGGAUGGCACGUGCCCUCCCCUCCAGCUUGUCAGACGGUUUAUCAAAAUGGCCCAUGAGAUGAUCACCAUCAAGAAGAAGGGUAUCGCAGUUCACUGCAAGGCAGGCUUGGGUCGUACGGGUUGCUUGAUUGGCGCCUACCUGAUCUACAAGUAUGGAUUCACCGCCAAUGAAGUAAUUGCCUUCAUGAGAUUCAUGCGACCCGGUAUGGUCGUCGGACCUCAGCAGCACUGGCUCCACCUCAACCAGGGUGCCUUCCGUGAAUGGUGGUUUGAGGAUAGCAUGCGCGAGAAGCUGGCACAAUCCACACCCGUCACUCCCCGAGUGUCGACGAAGAAGCGCACCAGCAACGGAGUGGUCUCCACCCCACCGAACAAUAGCCACUCCAAACGUGCAGCCCUCGGAGAGAUUGAUCACAACGAAGCCGCAUCCUACCCAGACCAGGAUCUUCCUGCACCAACCCCUGGCCAGCCUCGCAAGUCCCACCGAAAGGACUCACGGCACCACCCUUAUUCCCGAACUGCCUCCGGAUCCCUCGCUGUUGAACACGAGCAGCGCAGCCAGCGCAGCCACAGGAAGAGCAACGAGAGCAGUGAGAGUGAAGAAGAGAUUCAGCUUCGCCGAUUAGCCCAGCGGUCAUCUAGGUCUCCUGUUGCUUCACCCACAUCCCGUUCUAUCAGUUACUCUGCCACUGUCACAGCUAGCUACACCCUCGCAGAAGACAACCACAAGGAUCAGGAGAACUGGGUUGAUCACUCAGCACCCAAGACUCCCGUGACACGCAAGAGCGGCGCUGCCCCUAUCUCGGUCAGCAAAGUUCGCUCUAGCCCUCGCCGGGCAGCGGAAAAUACACGCAGCGAGUCUCGUGGUGUUCGCAAGCCUAGUGGCCGUAUUGGUAGCAAUACCAUCAGCCCCGCACGGGCAAUUAAGACCAUCCACUAA
Messenger RNA from Penicillium crustosum, 1821 nucleotides. RefSeq names its product phosphoprotein phosphatase CDC14 (gene cdcA). The record is from RefSeq and is a predicted model, not a curated record. Gene Ontology annotation, cellular component: mitotic spindle pole body; centrosome; nucleolus. The transcript has 3 exons. NCBI's taxonomy places the organism in Eukaryota, Fungi, Ascomycota, Eurotiomycetes, Eurotiales, Aspergillaceae. Gene Ontology annotation, molecular function: protein serine/threonine phosphatase activity; protein tyrosine/serine/threonine phosphatase activity. Gene Ontology annotation, biological process: microtubule cytoskeleton organization; regulation of exit from mitosis; positive regulation of cytokinesis. Bases 1 to 1821 code for a protein of 606 amino acids.